This is a messenger RNA of Xenopus laevis (African clawed frog), 2305 nucleotides long. It is a transcript of the gene b3galt1.L, whose product is annotated as Beta-1,3-galactosyltransferase 1 L homeolog. Gene Ontology annotation, cellular component: membrane; Golgi membrane. Gene Ontology annotation, molecular function: N-acetyl-beta-D-glucosaminide beta-(1,3)-galactosyltransferase activity; hexosyltransferase activity; glycosyltransferase activity. Bases 740 to 1717 code for a protein of 325 amino acids. The transcript is spliced from 4 exons. Gene Ontology annotation, biological process: glycoprotein biosynthetic process; protein O-linked glycosylation. Lineage: Eukaryota; Metazoa; Chordata; Amphibia; Anura; Pipidae. The record is from RefSeq and is a predicted model, not a curated record.
ACAGUUGUUAGUAAAGCAGCGCAUCCCUUGUUCAUUUUCUCUAGCCCAUUAUCCGCUCCACAUCCAGCAGCCUGACCUCUCCAGCAAUACUGCAGCAGGCAGUCAGUGUGGAGCAGGUGGAGCUAGUGACAUGCAGGGGCUGUGGCUUCUCUCAGGCUCCGCUUUCCCCCUGCACUGGCUAAGCCUGGCUCUGGGCGGGCAGAUGGCUUUAGAGGUUGGGCUUUGGCCGCACUGAAAGCCGCUGCUGCUUGGGAGGCCCCUGUUCAUUGCUUCUGUUCUGCCUCUCGCUGCUGCUGCUGCUGCCGCUGCUACUGCUGUCGCAAGCAGCAUCACUUUGCCCGUGGAUCGCAGGUUUUGCCGACCUCUGCAAUGAUCGUUCAGGACACAGGAUCCCUGCUCCACUGACGGAUACCAAACUUUGCCUAAAUUCUGAAGUCACUACUGAAGCCCCUUUGCAGAAGCAUAACCUGCAAAUACAAUGAUGCAUCUCCAGUCAAGAGUUUAUUCAGCUGUGAUGACAGAAGAGAAGAAAUGAUUUGAAACUGUUCAAAAUACAAUGAAAUUAUUCAGACUUCAAGACAAUGAAAAAAAAUUUGCUGCGGGAUUUCAGAUAUUUUGAAAGAUCCACAAAUUUCUGAAGAGAAUUUUGUGGGUUAUUAUGUUGCCUUCUGUGGAUUACAAAAUGAUAAAUGAAAUAGGAACACUGGUUGAACACUUUGCCUAAAAGACCAAAGAAAUAAUGGCUUCAAAGGUCUCGUGUUUAUAUAUAUUGACAGUUGUGUGCUGGGCAAGUGCCCUGUGGUAUCUAAGUGUUACUCGCCCAACUUCUUCAUACACAGCCCACAGAGUAGGCAAUAUAGCCAUUAUUCAAAAAAAUGUUACAUUUGGUAACAUAAGAACUCGACCCAUAAACCCGCAUUCUUUUGAAUUUGUUAUAAAUGAGCCGGAAAAAUGUGGAAACGACAGUCCUUUCCUGGUAAUUCUUAUAAGCACAACCCAUAAGGAGUUUGAUGCAAGACAAGCAAUUCGAGAAACCUGGGGAAAUGAAAGCAACUUUAAAGGAAUUAAAAUUGUCACGCUUUUUCUUUUAGGCAAAAACUCAGAUCCAGUCUUAAAUCAGAUGGUUGAGCAAGAAAGUCAGAUCUUUCAUGAUAUUGUUGUAGAAGACUUCAUAGACUCCUACCAUAACCUAACUCUCAAAACACUGAUGGGUAUGAGAUGGGUAGCCACCUUCUGCUCAAAAGCAAAAUAUGUCAUGAAAACAGACAGUGAUAUUUUUGUAAAUAUGGAUAACCUGAUUUAUAAGUUACUGAAACCCACCACAAAGCCUCGGAGAAGGUACUUUACUGGAUAUGUUAUAAACGGAGGACCUAUAAGGGAUGUUCGGAGUAAGUGGUACAUGCCUAGAGACUUAUACCCAGAGAGCAAUUACCCUCCUUUCUGUUCAGGAACUGGCUAUAUUUAUUCUGCUGAUGUUGCGGAACUCAUUUAUAAAACUUCUCUUCAUACCAGACUUUUGCAUCUUGAAGAUGUCUAUGUAGGGCUUUGUUUACGGAAGCUUGGUAUUCACCCAUUUCAAAACAGUGGCUUUAAUCACUGGAAAAUGGCCUACAGCUUAUGUAGAUACCGACGGGUAAUCACAGUGCAUCAAAUAGGUCCUGAAGAAAUGCACAGAAUUUGGAAUGACAUGUCAAGCAAGAAGCAUCUUCGAUGUUAAGACAUUUAGAUGACUGUUUUUAUUAUUGAGAUGGAUGGUGGAUAUUUUGAUAUGCAGGUAACCAAGAAAAGAAGCAGAAACGUGAUUGGAUUUUUUUACAGUGCUUGUCUAUUUACUUUUGCAAUCUGCUGUAUAUAGAGAUUUGACAUAUUGACUAGCGCGCAUCAGAAGUGACAACUGUCUAAAAAUGUACUUGUUGAUCCAGUAUUUAUGAAGAUGCAAUUGUCAAUUUAUGAAUCUGAUGUUGUUUGGUUAAUGAACUUGGAAUGUAAUGUAGAGUGCACAAACACAUACAAAGGACUACACCUCCUGUCUCGUGUGAUCCCUAUACAGUAUUUUUUGCAGCUGAAACAGAUCUUAUCUCUUAUCUUAUAUUAUCCUAUAUAUCAUAAUACAAUGUUUAUGCAAAAAAAAAAGUUGAAAGGAUUGGCAACAACAAAACUUUCAUUUGCAUUAAUAUUUCAGUAAUUCAUACCCAAAUAUAGUUUUUGGAGCCAAAACCUGUUUUUUAUUUUAUUGUAGUUUACUUAUUACUGCCUCUGUAAGUGGAUCAUGUUAAUUAAAGGGCAAAUUUAUUUGUCUAAAGCA